UUUCUUUCAUUCCUCGUCAUUCAUUUCCAUCGUCACUCCUCAUCACUUUUUUUUUAUUACUUUUUCUUUGACUAUUUCUUCCAGACUAUCCCAUUCUUAUUACUCCUUGCAUAUUAAUACAUUGUAAACUUACGCGCACCUUUAAUAUCGCAUUAUCAUUUACUCCUUCAACCUAUCGCUCAUCAAGUACAAGUAAUUAAAAGAGAGGAAAAAGAAAGACAUCCAAUGGCGCCUGUUCAGAGCUCUGGCAAUUCUGGGCAUAUUCUGGAGCCUACGAAGGAGCAGGUUACUACCCUCUGGAUUAUUGGAGGAUAUAUGGUUGGCAUUUUACUUUUAUGGCAAAUGCCGAUCUUGAAGCACCUUCUAUACCCGUUCAAGUUGGUGACGAUCGGACUACAUGAAUUCGGACACGCGUGUAUGGCCUGUGUCAGCGGAGGAAAAGUCAAGUCGAUCACAGUGGAUCCUAAUCUGGGAGGGUUGACAACGUAUGUGGGCAACAGGAGGACACAAUGUUUAGCAUUGCCUGCGGGUUAUUUAGGAAGUUCGCUAUUGGGAGGGAUCUUGGUGUUCUGUGGAUUCAAUGUGACGGCCUCUAAAGGUGCAGCGAUCAUGUUGAUUGUCUGUUUGGUCUUGACGAUGUUCUGGGCAAGGAACCUGUUGGCCUUUGGAAUCAGUCUAUUCUUUGCAGGCAUCGUGGGAUUCUUGUGGUGGUUGGAUGGUGGAAGAUAUCUAAAGUAUUUCACACUUUUCCUUGGGGUUAUGAGCUGCAUUUACAGUAUACUGGAGAUCUUGGAUAUGCUAGUGUUGAGAAAGUCGAAUGGAUCGGAUGCAGAGCAGUUUGCAGAAAAGUACGGGAUCUUUCCUGCACAGGGAUGGGGUUUUAUUUGGUUGCUGAUCUCGCUGAUCUUCCUCGUGGGUGCAGUCCUUGCAGGUCUAGCAGCAUUCAAGGAUGAUGGCACAGGAGGCACCUCGGGCGGUGCUUCAAACUCCGGAACAAACUAAAAAAUUGAGACUAUCAAGACCCUUUUCUUACUAUUGUAUACUUUCUAUACCUUCUUGCGAGUGUCUUUUUUAUUUUGUAGAUAUUUAUAUACAGUAAAUACACAUGCAACCAAGAACGAAAUAAAAAAAAAAAGAAUAAACAGA
Messenger RNA from Lobosporangium transversale, 1146 nucleotides. Its product is annotated as peptidase M50B-like-domain-containing protein. The record is from RefSeq and is a predicted model, not a curated record. The transcript has 4 exons. Bases 226 to 1002 code for a protein of 258 amino acids. NCBI's taxonomy places the organism in Eukaryota, Fungi, Mortierellomycota, Mortierellomycetes, Mortierellales, Mortierellaceae.